AUGAAGAAACCAGGAUACUCUAAAAACCCCAUCAUAACCCGGAUACUGAUGUGCAUGCGUCCUGGGCUGCAGCAGCACCUCUGCCCUCUCACUGUGGACCAGACUGGACCGAACAUGGAUCCCUCUAAACCCACUGACCCCCGAAAAACUCAGAGAGUGGAACAGCCGAGUCCAAAGGUCCAUCAGACACAGCUGGACUCCAUAUUUAAGCGUCUGGAGGAGGACAUCGUCACUUUUGUCCAGAAAGAGCUGAAGAAGCUCCACAAGGUUCUGAGUACAGAUUACCCAGAAUGCUUAGAGCUUUUGAAGGACGAGGAUGAAGAGCAGAGGAGCUGCAGUGAGGCUGUUCUGAAGAUCACACUGAACUUCCUGGGGAGGAUGAAGCAGAAGGAGCUGGCUGGGAGUUUGUGGAGCAGGAGUUAUUCUCGGGUUUAUCAGAGUAAACUGAAGUCUGACCUGCAGCAGAAGUUUGAGUGUGUGUUUGAGGGCAUCGCUAAAGCAGGAAACCCCACCCUUCUGAAACAGAUCUACACAGAGCUCUACAUCACAGAGGGAGAACCUUCACAGGUCAACCAGGAACAUGAGGUCAGACACAUGGAAACAGCCCCCAGGAAACCAGGCCCAGCAGAGAAAACCACCACAUGUGAAGACAUGUUUAAAGGUCCAGCUCACAGACAUGAACCAAUCAGAACAGUGCUGACAAAGGGAGUGGCUGGCAUCGGGAAAACAGUGCUCACGCAGAAGUUCAGUCUGGACUGGGCUGAAGGCAACGCCAACCAGGACAUUGACCUGCUGUUCCCGUUCACUUUCAGAGCACUCAACGUGCUGAAGGAGAGAAGCUUCAGCUUGGUGACACUUAUUCGUCACUUCUUUAGUCAAACACAAGCAGAAAUCUGCAGCUUUGAAGACCUCCAGGUGCUCUUCAUCUUUGACGGUCUGGACGAGUGCAGACUUCCUCUGGACUUCACCAAAACCAAGGCCCUGACCGACCCCACAGAGUCCGCCUCAGUGCACGUGCUGCUGGUGAACCUCAUCAGGGGGAGCCUGCUUCCCUCUGCUCGCCUCUGGAUAACCACACGACCCGCGGCGGCCAAUCAGAUCCCUGCUGAGUGCGUCUCCAUGGUGACAGAGGUCAGAGGGUUCACCGACCUGCAGAAGGAACAGUACUUCAGGAAGAGGUUCAGAGACGAGGCCGACACAAUCAUCUCCCACAUCAAGACGUCCAGAAGCCUCCACAUCAUGUGCUACAUGCCGAUCUUCUGCUGGAUCUCUGCCACAGUCCUGGAGCAUGUGUUAAAAGCAGAGGAGAGCCUGCCCAAGACCCUGACUCAGAUGUACAUCCACCUCCUGGUGGUUCAGGCCAAAGUCAAGAAAAUCAAGUAUGAAGGAGGAUCUGAGACAGACCCACACUGGAGUCCUGAGACAAGGAAGAUGGUGACGUCUUUGGGAAAACUGGCCUUUGAGCAGCUGCAGAAAGGAAACCUGAUCUUCUACGAGAGUGACCUGAGUGAGUGUGGGCUGGAAGCUGCAGCGGCCUCAGUGUACUCUGGAGUAUUCACACAGAUCUUUAAAGAUGAGCCAGGACUGUACCAGGAAAAGGUCUACUGCUUCAUCCAUCUGAGUGUGCAGGAGUUUCUGGCUGCUCUUCAUGUCCAUCUGACCUUCAUCAACACUGGGAUCAACCUUUUAGCAGAGAAAAUGUCAAGUUUCCCCAGAAUACAGCAUCAAAUCACGUACAAAGAUCCUUUCAAGUUUUACCAAACAGCUGUGGACCAAGCCUUACAAAGUCCAAAUGGACACCUGGACCUGCUGCUUCGCUUUCUCCUGGGUCUUUCAGUGUCGACCAAUCAGAGCCUUCUACAAGGUCUGCUGACACAGACAGAAAGUAGCUUUCAGACCAAUCAGAAAACAGCUGAGUACAUCAAGAUGAAGCUGAGUGAGGAUGUGUCUGCAGAGAGGAGCAUCAACCUGUUGCAUUGUCUAAAUGAACUGAAUGAUCGUUCUCUGGUGGAGCAGAUCCAACAGUACCUGAGAUCAGGAUGUCUGUCUGAAGGUGGACUGUCUCCUGCUCAGUGGUCAGCUCUGGCCUUCAUCUUACUGUCAUCAGAAAAAGAUCUGGACCAGUUUGAGCUGAAGAAAUACUGUGCUUCAGAGGAGGCUCUCCUGAGGCUGCUGCCAGUGGUCAAGGCCUCCAACAAAGCUCUACUGAGCAGCUGUAACCUGUCAGAGAGAAGCUGUGAAGCUCUGUCCUCAGUCCUCAGCUCCCAGUCCUCUAGGCUGAGAGUCCUGUACCUCUGUCAUAACGACUUGAAGGACUCAGGGCUGAAGAAAUUGUCUGUUGGACUGAAAAGUCCUCACUGUAAAUUGGAACAGCUCAGACUGUCAGGUUGCCUGGCCUCAGAGGAAGGCUGUGCUUCUCUGGCCUCAGCUCUGAGGUCCAACCCCUCCCAUCUGAGAGAACUGGACCUAAGCUACAACCAUCCAGGAGACACAGGAGUAAAGCUCCUGUGUGCUCUACAGGAGGACCCCCACUGCACACUGGACACUCUCAGACUGGAGCCUGCAGGUGUUCACUGGUUGAAAAUGUGCCCAUGGAAGAAUUUCUGUGAUCUCACUCUGGAUCCAAACACAGCUCACAGGCUCCUCAAACUGUCCGACAACAACAAGAAGGUGACACGAGUGAAAGAGCAGCAGCCGUAUCCAGAUCAUCAGGACAGAUUUGAGACCUGGACUCAGAUUCUGUGUUCCGGCGGUCUGUCCGGUCGCUGUUACUGGGAGGUCGAGUGGAGUGGAGGGGUUUCUAUUUCGCUGUCUUACAGAGGAAUCAGGAGGAAAGGAGACAAUGACAGUUUGUUUGGACGCAACGAUCAGUCCUGGAGUCUGGCCUGUUCUAAAGACGGUUUAUCUGUCUGGCAUAAUAACAGAGAAACCCACCUCCCUCAGCGCAGGUCCUCCUCUUCUGGGAGAGUAGCAGUGUUUGUGGACUGUCCUGCUGGCUCUCUGUCCUUCUACACAGUCUCCUCUGACCAACUGACUCACCUCCACACCUUCAACACCACAUUCACUCAGCCUCUGUUCCCUGGAUUUGUGCUCUUGUUUGACUCCUCGGUGUCUCUGCGUGCUCCAUCGUACUUACUCUGA
Boleophthalmus pectinirostris (great blue-spotted mudskipper) is the source of this 3141-nucleotide messenger RNA. Its product is annotated as protein NLRC3-like. The record is from RefSeq and is a predicted model, not a curated record. Gene Ontology annotation, molecular function: protein binding. NCBI's taxonomy places the organism in Eukaryota, Metazoa, Chordata, Actinopteri, Gobiiformes, Gobiidae.